GAUAAAUAUCAGCCAAUUCUCUCUCUCCCUAGAGGGGCAGGGAGAGAGGUGCCUUCUGCACCAUCCAAGGGCUGAGGACAAGUAGCUGAAGUCGUUCUGUUCUUGGAACUGCAGCAGAGCCAGGGCAGUGCAGGCACCCCCACAGGUUACUUUAAAUAGAAGAGGAAAGGAAAUUAAGAGAGGAACCGGCAAAGCUCAUCUCACGUCUCAGACUUGAUUCUCUGACCUUUUUUUUACUCUCUGUGUCCCCCCGCAAAAAUCUGCUUUUCAUCUGCACCAUUCCAACCUCCUGCAACAGAGGAACUCCCCGAAGCUUUUUUUUUGAGCCCCUUUUCAAAGCUUCCACCUCGGCAGCCAAACACCGGACUUCGUUUCUGUGCCAAAGACAUGAAGCACCGUCUGGGCUUCUUGCUGCAGAAGUCAGAUUCCUGUGACUACGGCUCUUCCCAUGGCAAGAAGGAGAAGUUGUCUUCAAGCCAGAGGCUUAGCCAAGAGGAAGUCAGAAAAUGGGCAGAGUCUUUGGAAAAUUUGAUCCAUCAUGACAGAGGACUGGCUGCUUUCCGUGCUUUUCUCAAAUCUGAGUACAGCGAAGAAAACAUCGAGUUCUGGGUCAGCUGUGAGGAGUACAAGAAAACCAAGUCACCAGCCAAGCUCAGCCCCAAGGCCAGGAAGAUCUACGAUGAGUUCAUCUCAGUGCAGGCCACAAAAGAGGUGAACUUGGAUUCAUGCACACGGGAGAAGACGAGCCACAACAUGCUGGAGCCUACGCUGUCCUGCUUUGAUGAGGCUCAGAGAAAAAUAUUCACCCUCAUGGAGAAGGAUUCUUACCGUCGCUUCCUCAAGUCCCCUUACUACCUGGACUUGGUCAGCCCGCCUGGUGCCGGCUGUGGGCCCGAAAACUGCAAAAGAAACCACACUCACAGCUUAGACUGCAACUCCAACAUCAUCUCUCAGUGUGCCUGAACCCGCAGCGAGGCAGGGGCGGGCCGGGCUCUUGCAGAAUAUGUGGCAGCAAAAGCAUUCAUUGGCAUGAAGCAACAGAGCUGUCUCCAGUAGCUGUCUAAUGUUCAGUUGUAUCCCAUGUCAUGCAGCAGCCAGCAUUUGUAACCCAAUCCAGGCUCGGUGUGCGUAGCAAGCCCUCCUCCGAUGGGUCGGUGUAGGAGCGCUGGGGUGUGUGUCUGGCAGGAGCUGGGGGCGGUCGCUGCGUGUGCCGGGGCUCUGCCGAGCCCCGUGAGCCCAGCAGGGUGCUGGGGGGCUCCGCCAGCCCUGGCUCUGCCCACGGAGGGACCAGACUGGCGAGGUCACCGUGUGACACCCAGCGAGGUGCAGGGCAGAGAGGAAGCUGAAGGAAGUGCUGGGGAUGGUGAUCUCCCCUUUCUAAUCUGCAGAGGUUUAGGUGGAAAGGGCUGGCUCUGGUUCUUAGCCGUUCACAACUCCCAAAUGUCCAGGCUGUCAGGAGUGUUUGCUCAGAGCUCAGGCUGUGCUGCAUUGCAGUGUCAGGCACAGGAAGAGCUGCUACUCUUUCCUGAAGGGAGACCAGCACUUUUCAGACAGCCUCCCUCAAUCAUCACAGCCACAGUCGCAGGGAAGCUCAGCCUCCCUCAGUCAUCAUGGGAAGCUCUUCCCCCUGGCUGCUGCUCCCUCUGUAGCACCCCGUUUAUGCUGGCCAAGGAUCUUCCCUAGGCUGUGCAGAGCUGUCACUUUGGGGGAGGCUCAUUAUUUCUUAUGUUAUUAAUUGCGACCUUCGUGCUCCCAGGUUAAACAGCCCAGCAGAGCAGAACAGAGACGUGUUCCUUCUCUCCCAGACAGGUGUAUAUUCCUGACUCUAGCAGUGCCAUUUCAGGUUUGCCUGUCCUGGCUUGCGAGAAGCAGUUUGUGAGGGAAUAGGAGCACCAUAUCUGAGGAGGAAAGGCCCUGCUUGGGAGUACUUGAAAAUGUUGGAGUUUUCUAAGGUGUUAUUCAUGUAUUUCAGUAGCAGCAUGGCUCACUUUUCCUGAAGAUGGUCGGAGGAAUGUGUCUGUCUCAUUACUGCUCCGGGGCUUUGCCAGAAGGCAGCUGACUUUUAAUAGCUGUGGUGAGGCACGGCCUUUGCUGUGGCUUUGGCGCUGGCCCGUGGUGGGAAGCACAGGAGGCAGCUGCAGGAUUGCUGCCGUGAGCUGCAGCGCCCGGUGUGUCUCACUGUGCCCCAGCCUUGGUCUCUCCUUCAGCAGGCAUUGCUGCUCUGGCCACUGUGUGCCCUGCGCUCUGCAUCCCAGUCCAGACAGCAGCUCUCACACCGGGGUUUUGGCACGGCACGAGGAGGCUGUGGCUCUCCAGGCCCAUAGAGAAACUUCUUUUUUAACAUGUGCUUUAUUUUGUAUUUAUUCAAUGUACCAACACCUAUCACCCUGCAUGCUCAGCUAAGAGAUGUUCAGCUUGCUAAAGCGCUGAGCAUAGCCAAGCAUGUGGCUAUGUUUUAUUUUCCCCUGGUACUGGGAGCUCUUGGUAACUAUUGCAAAAAUUGUAUCGAUAUUUAAACAAUGAUGAAUGCAGUCUAAAUAAAAAUGUUUGUGUUAGUCCCUUCUAAA
Motacilla alba alba is the source of this 2567-nucleotide messenger RNA. RefSeq names its product regulator of G protein signaling 4 (gene RGS4). The transcript has 6 exons. The coding region runs from base 388 to 963 and encodes 191 amino acids. NCBI's taxonomy places the organism in Eukaryota, Metazoa, Chordata, Aves, Passeriformes, Motacillidae. The record is from RefSeq and is a predicted model, not a curated record.